Messenger RNA from Sapajus apella (tufted capuchin), 3370 nucleotides. It is a transcript of the gene PTPN20, whose product is annotated as protein tyrosine phosphatase non-receptor type 20. Gene Ontology annotation, biological process: protein dephosphorylation. The record is from RefSeq and is a predicted model, not a curated record. The coding region runs from base 514 to 1779 and encodes 421 amino acids. Gene Ontology annotation, molecular function: protein tyrosine phosphatase activity. NCBI's taxonomy places the organism in Eukaryota, Metazoa, Chordata, Mammalia, Primates, Cebidae. Gene Ontology annotation, cellular component: cytoplasmic side of plasma membrane; cytoplasm. The transcript has 11 exons.
UUUUUUUUAACCAGUCUGCAGAAACUCAAAGUUCAAACCAUUAAAUGAUGAGAAAGCUAGAAGGUUGGCUUUCUCUUCUCCCUAUUAACAUAUCAUGGGGAAGAUGUCUACAGAGGAUAGAAGAGUAGGAACAUGCCUUUUCUUUUUCCUCUGUUGGCUUCUAAAAGGAGCCUGACUACAGCUCUCAGUUCAGAUAAGAGUAUUAUAAGAAUCACUAAUGGUCUUCAGUGUUUUAAGGAGAAAGAUUAUGGAUAUAAAAAUUUUUGUAUCAGCGAAAGAUCCCUAUUGCUGAUAGCCCUUUUCUAAAUCUUUUAUCUUACAGGUUAAGUGGCUAAAGAUUAAGGACAAGGUUGGCCUUUAGACAUAUGUGGACCAAUGGAUAUGAUCUGAGUGAACAAAAAUUGUUUCUUGGUCCCCAGGAUACUAAUUAGACCUUUGGCCUGGCUCACAGGACUUUAAGGCUCCAUAUCUGAAGAAGCCUUUUACCAGUCUCAUUUGGGGGAUGGAGACAACAUGUCUUCACCCAGGGACUUUAGAGCAGAGUCUGUAAAAGAUUAUGAGGGAAGUGACCCUGAGGCAGAAGACCUGAAUUUCAGGGAGACUUUGCCUUCAUCAAGUCAGAAAAGCACACGUAGAUCAAAGGUUUUUGAAAAUAAAGUUAACUCAGAGAAGGUAAAACUUUCUCUUCAGAAUUUCUCACAUAAUUCUCAUGAGGAUUUUUCUGAAGCACCUUCAGAAAGUGACAGCAAUCCUAGCAUGUGGACAGCCAGAGGCCGCCUCAGAAGAGACAGGUGGAGCAGUGAGGAUGAGGAGCGUGCAGGGCCCUCACAGGCUGUCUCCCCUUUGCCUUCUGAUACACACAAAAUUGUUUCUGAAGGGGAACUAGAUCAGUUGGCUCAGAUUCGGCCAUUAAUAUUCAAUUUACAUGAGCAGUCAGCCAUCAAGGAUUGUUUGAAAAUGCUUGAGAAAAAAACAGCAGCAUUUGCUAUCAUGCAGGAGGAGUUUAUGGCUUUAGAACUUAAGAAUCUGCCUGGUGAGUUCAACUCUGGGAAUCAUCCACGCAACAGAGCAAAAAACAGAUACCGAGAUAUUCUUCCAUAUGAUUCAACACGUGUUCCUCUUGGAAAAAGCAAGGACUACAUCAAUGCUAGUUAUAUUAGAAUAGUCAAUUGUGGAGAAGAGUAUUUUUAUAUUGCUACUCAAGGACCACUGCUGAGCACCGUAGAUGACUUUUGGCAAAUGGUGUUGGAAAAUAAUUCUAAUGUUAUUGCCAUGAUAACCAGAGAGAUAGAAGGUGGAGUUAUCAAAUGCUGCCAGUACUGGCCCAUUUCUCUGAAGAAGCCAUUGGAAUUGAAACACUUCCGUGUAUCCCUGGAGAACUACCAGAUACUUAACUAUUUCAUCAUUCGAAUGUUUCAAGUUGUGGAGAAGUCCACGGGAACUAGUCACUCUGUAAAACAGUUGCAGUUCACCAAAUGGCCAGACCAUGGCACUCCUGCCUCAGCAGAUAGCUUCAUAACGUAUGUUCGUUAUGCAAGGAAGAGUCACCUGACGGGACCCAUGAUUGUUCACUGCAGUGCUGGCAUAGGCCGGUCAGGGGUGUUCGUAUGUGCAGAUGUCGUAUUCUGUGCCAUCGUAAAGAACUGUUCAUUCAACAUCAUGGAUAUAGUGGCCCAAAUGAGAGAACAACGUUCUGGCAUGGUUCAAACGAGGGAGCAGUAUCACUUUUGUUACAGCAUUGUGCUUGAAGUUCUUCGGAAACUUCUGACUUUGGAUUAAGAAAAACUUCUGUUGCCUCUCAUUUGAAAUUACCAAGUGGCAUGGCUUCGAGCCUCCUCAUGAAGAAUACAUUCGCACUGUGCUGAAGGGCUUUGCUAUGCAUACAGUCUGCUUUCUUGGUUUGUCAAUUUGUUUUCUUUCUAAAAAAUCCCUGAAGGGCAACAUCGUUUGGCUUGGAGUGAACAGUGUUUACUCACUGAUCUUGCUAGACGGAUAAAAAUAUCUUCCCACGUUUUCCAGUGAAACAGAUGUUACAUAAAAUAAUGGCAGCUUGGCUGUUUGGUUGAAGGGAUUACAGAGCCCAAUAAAGGAUUUAAACUAUAUUCAUUAAGAUUUUAUUUGGAAGGGUGGCUGGAGAGAGCUGAGAAUUUCCAAGACUUUAUAAGCCCUUGUUCUGGGAGAAAAUAAGGCCAAUAAACUACAGGAUCACAUCAUGACCUCUUCCAGGCGUUUUUAAGACAGAUAUCUAUUCAUGUUCUUUAGCUGGAGUCUGUACUUCUAGCUGGCAUUUGAAUAACCCAAUUUAAAAAGAGUCCAGUUAGGGUGGACUGACUUUGGACACAAAUUGGCUUCCAUUUCCUACAUUUUCACGCUGCUGCCCUCCUACAGCAGCUAGACCAGGACCUGUUGGUCUGGGAAGCAUUUCAUAGAUGGGCAGAGCUCCUUUUGGUGAAUAGUCCAAAACUAAAAUAGAUGUUUAUAUAGAAAGUCCAAGAGGAAAUUUUUGCCAGGCCUGAGUUCUUUCCUAUCCCACCCUAACACUUAACGUAUUACUCAGUCUGCUUUGUUAAAAAGCAAGUAUUAUAUUUAACUUGCCUCUUACUCUUUGCCCUUUAGCUAACUAAUAAAGUUUGAUAUAGGCAUUAUUAUAUAAUUCUGAGUCAUUCAUGGUAUCUCUCAUGCCUGAUGUAUUUUUCAAUCUCAGAUCUGUGGUAGUUUUUUCUCCAGAGUUCCAUUAAAUCAUUUAUUUCCAUUACUAUCUCACCUCUGCUGAAACAUUUAGAAACUAGAUUUGGGAACCAGAUUUUGGAAAACCAGAUUCAUAGUCAUGAAAAUGGAAACUUCCAUAUUCUGUUUUUGAAAAGAUUGUGGCCAUUAUUUCAUUAAUGUUCUCAUACAAUUAAUAGUGAUAUUUUGUACAAGGAGUUUUGGUGACCAGUUAUACCCAAUUAUAAGCUAUAAAACAAUUGAUAUUUGUGUUUUACAGCUUAACUUUGAAGAUCAGACUGUUCUAUGUAUUGAGAAACUGUUUAAUAUUAAUCUAUGAAUCUUGAAUUUCUAAGAGGCUUGUUUUGUUCUUUUGGCUGAAUGAGUAUAUUUGAAUUGGUUGAAUAAUUGAUAAUUCUCAUUUAAAAAAUAAUUAUAUGCCAGAAAUAUAUUUGAUAUGAAAUCAAAUAGAUGAUUCUGUUUACAUUGUUCAUAUAAAUAAUAGUCUGUUAAACAUUAAUUUCAUUUUGAUAAUUGGCCUUUAAUAUUCGUAUCUAAUUUUAUUUUCUCUCUGUUACUGUAAAAUAAUAGAUAUAAUGUAUAACAGUUUUCUUGAGAAGAAUUCUGUGCUAUUAUUUAAAUAAAAUGUUUACUAUGUAUUGCC